This is a messenger RNA of Octopus bimaculoides (California two-spot octopus), 11690 nucleotides long. RefSeq names its product FH1/FH2 domain-containing protein 1. Gene Ontology annotation, cellular component: cytoplasm; cytoskeleton. Gene Ontology annotation, biological process: cortical actin cytoskeleton organization. Gene Ontology annotation, molecular function: actin filament binding. Lineage: Eukaryota; Metazoa; Mollusca; Cephalopoda; Octopoda; Octopodidae. The record is from RefSeq and is a predicted model, not a curated record.
CACAGAGUGUGAGUAGAAGGGAGAGGAGGAGAAGGCCUGUUGACAAGAGGUAAGAAGAAAUUUGGCUGCAAGUGGUGAUGGGAAGAAGGUAACGAUAAAACAGAAGCAAGCACGCACGCACAUAGACAACACCCAUACUCGUAUAUACAUACACGCAGAAAUGCCUGAAUACUUGCGCACAUAUACACACCUACACGUAUAUAUACACACUUCCACAAACUGACAGUCAGACGACGACGAUCGUUCCUUUAAACGCAAUCAACAUGGCGUCAUCGGACGCUACGUUACUAUGUCGUGUUCAAUACCUAGACGACAUGGACCCUUUUUCCAACACCAGUAUGUUCCUAGAGCCUACCCGACCUCCUACAUUCAUUUUCCAUAGGGAUGUACCACUAUGUAAUCAAAUAGGGGCUGUCCACAAGUUGCUGAAUGCUCCACACAAGUUGGAUGAUUGUGCCUUACAAAUAUUCCGUUACCGUACUGGUGUCAGUGAAUUUGGAACCUAUUUGGAUUUGGAGUCCACCCUAGCCGAGCAAGCUGAAGAACUAGAGGGAUUUGUGGAUAAGAGGUCAACUAGAGAGCAAAGUCGGCAAAAUGCUAUGAUUCUAAGAACACAACUUAAUGUGCGUGUACAUGCUGUAAUUGAGAAACUGUUAAAUUCAAGUGGACGGGAACUCCGUCGAGCUUUAUUCUCAUUGAAGCAAAUCUUCCAGGAUGACAAAGAUUUAGUCCAUGAGUUUGUGGAAAAUGAUGGCCUUGACUGUCUCAUUAAAGUCGGUGCUGAAUCAGACCAGAAUUACCAAAAUUUUAUCCUUAGAGCUCUUGGUGUAGUGAUGCUCUACGUUGAUGGUAUGAAUGGUGUGAUCCGGCAUAAUGCAACUGUGCACUGGCUUUACUCCUUACUUUCUUCCAAACAUAGACUUGUCGUGAAAACUGCCCUGAAGUUACUGUUAGUGUUUGUGGAAUACUCUGAGGUAAACACCCAGCUACUCCUUCGAGCGAUCAAUAAUGUGGACAAACAACGUGGGGCGAAACCAUGGACAAACGUCAUGAAUAUUCUGGAUGAAAAAGGCGGGUCAGAUUCUGAGCUUUUAAAUUAUGCUAUGACCCUUAUCAAUAAGGUGUUAUAUGCCAUUCCUGAUCAAGAUACAUUCUAUGAUGUCAGUGAUGCUCUGGAAGAACUUGGUAUGGAACGUAUCACGAAGAAACACAUGAGAAAGAAGGGAACCGAUGAAGAGUUGAUGAAGCAAUUUCAGAAUUAUGAUAUUGCUUUACGACAUGAAGAUGGCAAUGAUGGUUUUGAAAUCAGCCAAAUGGGAAGCCUUCGACUUGUACCAAGAGUUCCAUGUGAAGAAGAACGAAAGAGCCGCAGAUAUGCAAAAUAUAAGAGCCCAAGGUUUGCCCCACCUGAGUCUACUUUGAGUAAAAUGAAAGGUGCUGAAGAGUAUAAGGAAAAGAAAAUGAAAGAGAUGCAAAACAUCCGUAUUGUACCUGAAGAUGCUCCUGAUGAGGACUUAGUUUCUAUUUACCGAAACAAGAAACAGAAGGAGAAAGAAAUGAUAAACAGCCAACAGAAGAAACGGCAGACUGUUGAACAGAAAGCAUCAAUAUAUCUCAAUGCGCAGCAAAAACGGCAAGAGCGAAGACAGCAUCAGCGCUCUCUUAUAAAAGAACAAGAAGUAAAGAAAGACACUCCUGCCAAAACAUGGCUAAAUUCCUUAAUUCGUAAAUUUUCCACUUCUGCUCCCUCACCACCAUGUGAGGAGACGAGCAGUGAUCGAUCAGUGUCUCAAAAUAACCUUAGUAAUCCCCAGUGUGUGGAUGGUAAGAUAUCAGUAUGCUUAUACCGUACCAACUGCCUUUGCCUGCAACUAAUUAAAGAUUUGAACUCUUUUAUUGAGCAAGACAAGAAAGAAAAUUUGUCACCUUUACAAAAAUGGCGUGAGUCGAAAAUGGGUGGUUUUACUCCAAAUGCAGAGGAAGAGAUUGAUCCAGAAACUUGGAGAAACUCUAUCAAUAUCCAAGCUGAAGAGCGUCCAGAGAAACAAGAUGUUCCUGAAAUGCCGAACAAACAAUGGGCUACAGUUCACAAGAAGCCUGCAGAACCUGAACCAGAGCAGGAGAAAGCCAUAAAUAGUAUUCGGGAUCGAUUCCAAGUGAAGACAGGUGAAGCGAAACCAUCAAUUGAGGUUACAGCACCCCAGGGUGAUGUGAGUGGGUUUAUUAGUAAAAUGAAGGAGGAUUUGAACCAAAAGUCAAUGGCAAAACUACAAGAACCACCGAAAGAUGUUCCAAAAGCUGAAGUUAAGAAAUCUGAAGGUGAUCUAGAAUGGGAGAAGAUUAGUAAGCGACUCAGUCGUCCCUUGAAGAUUAAAAACAUGGACUUCACUGACCUACAUCCUGACGAUGACACUGACAUAUUCGCUACUCCCAUGCCUGGUUUCGGUGCUGUUCCUCCACCUCCACCACCACCUGGAGGGUUACCCCCACCACCUCCACCGCCACCCGGCGGGCCCCCGCCGCCACCCCCACCUCCUGGUGGUCAUGGGCCACCACCCCCGCCUCCUAUACCUGGAGCUCCACCUCCACCACCCCCCUUUGGAAGACCUGGCAUCCCAAUGCCACCUUCAGCACUUCUAGCUCCUUCCCCACCUCCUCCAAGCAUUAAGAAAAACAAAAAGACCUUGAAGCUUCACUGGAGACCAUUGCAAGGCAAUGUGCCUCCACACCCUGUUACCAAAGGAGAGACAAUUUGGAACAAAUUAGCGCCAGUCAAAAUAGAUACCCAGAAGUUAGAACAUUUAUUUGAAUCUAGAACGAAUGAUCUGAAACAAAAGCAGAAGGCUGAUACAUCAACCAAGAAAGAAAUCACAGUCCUGGAUCCAAAGCGCUCAAAUGCAAUCAACAUUGGUCUCAAGGUGUUGCCUCCACCUCGUACAAUCAAAGCUGCUAUAUUAAAAAUGGAUAGUUCCGUAAUAAACAAAGAAGGAAUUGAAGUAAGUUCUUAUUUCAUAGUUACAGCUAAUAAAUAUGGCAUAUUUUACCUUGGAAAAUUUAUGAAGAUCCUUAAUCAAUUUACAACCCUUAUUUGGGGUUUUAUCAGGGGUAUCUACAUUAUUUUCCAGGAAAUUGCAGAACCAUUAAUGGACUUGAAGAAAGGAAUUGAAGAAUUACUUGUUAAUAAAACAUUCAAGUACAUAUUAUCUGCAAUGUUAGCUAUUGGUAGUUUCUUGAAUGGUACACAGGUACAAGGCUUUACAAUAGAUUACUUGGCUAAAGUACCAGAAGUGAAGGACACAGUCCAUAAACAUUCUUUACUUCAUCAUUUAUGCACCAUCAUCAUUGAGCAGUUCCCAGAUGGUACAGAUCUUUAUUCAGAGAUUGGGGCCAUUAACCGGUGUGCAAAAAUUGAUUGGGAUGAACUUGCUGAGAAGCUGGAGAAAAUGGAAUUAGAUUGUAAAAAUUCCUGGGAACACUUAAAAGCAGUUGUGAAACACGACCGAUGCUCAGCCUUGAAGAGCAAAACUUGUGAAUUUCUACAAGAUGCUGCUGAAAGAAUUAUGAUUUUGAAAAUCAUUCACAGAAGAGUUAUUACAAGGUACCAAAAACUGUUGAUGUAUAUGGGGCUUCCAGUCAGUGUGGCUAAAGACCAAAAAAUUAGUCAGUUCUGUAAAGUGAUCAGCGAAUUUGCUCUAGAGUACCGAACGACUCGAGACAAAGUGAACCAACAGCUACUCAAAAAACAGAAUCAACGAGAGAGGAAGAAGACGCGUGGUAAAAUGAUUCUUGAUACUGAGAAGUUUGUCAAAUCUAAAGAACAUGUUGCAGAGGAUCCUUUACAGAAAUUACUGGCCAAUGGCUACACAAGUGCUGACGAACGUGGUUUACCUGGUCAGCUCUUGAGGAAAAAAGUUGGUCGAGGUUGUCUAACAACAGAUUCUGAGAUGUAUGAUACUGCUGAUGAUGAAAUUUUAGAAGCAUGCGUACGAACAGCAGCCACACCACUAAAGAGACCACAGAAAGAAAGACGACGUUCUAGAGGACCUCGGAAAUCUUUGCGACGGACGCUUAAAGGAGGAUUAGAUACAGAAGAAUUGGAAACCAUUGCUGCUUAUAGCGAAGAAGUUUGAAGUUCCAGUGCUUUUUCUAUGCUAAGUUGUACUACUGAUGACUAGUACAGUUCACGAUGACUUCCGCCCAUCAAGUAAUUAUGUCAGACAGAUAUUUGGCCCAGCUGCCUGCCUGUCUUACCUUGUCUUUCAGUACUCCAAGCUACAGCCUAUUUCAGCAACAGUAAAACACCUCCAAAACAAAUCUGCUCUAAUUUAUUGCAUUAGAAUGUAAGGAAAUGAUUGAACAUAUUAAGGGUCAAAGCUGUUGACUGAAGCCACUUCCAAAUUUGCUAAGUCAAAAAAAUAAAUAUCUACAUAAGUUCUGAAAUCUUUAAGGAACUGUAUUUAUUUAAAGAAGAAAUGAUGGUCAUUGGCUGAAAGCAAAACUUGAAAAUCAAAAAAACUUGCUGUUUGUACUGUGAAUUAUUAUUGUUACUUUUUUUUUUUUCCUUUCAUUUUUCAUCUUCCUGGAAAAUUAUAAAUGCCACAAUGUAGAAUUUUGGAAGAGAAAACAAAAAUAAAUAAAUGAUUUCGGGUUUUUCAAAUGUUUUAAAAACUGGAUUUUUGUUAUUUUAAGUUUGCUCACUGUAAAGAAAAAGAAAUUCAUAGCUACGGAUUAACACAAAAUUUUCAUUUCAAGUAACAUCACAUUUUUUGUUAAUUAGGUGAAUUUAAAUUGAAUUUAAAGCUAACAAAAUAACAUGUGGUUUGAUAAGAAAGUUUCUUGGGCAUAUACUGCUUAAGACAUAUUUGACUACUAAAAAAUAAAGAACGAAAGUAACAAAAACUCGUAACAGAAUCAGGCAGCAGCUUUUGUACCCAGCUAAAGACAUAAGAACUUAAAUUUAAAACUUGUUCACACAAUUCCAGUUUAGAACUCUGGGCUGCUUCAUCAAAACUAUCAUGCUAAUGGUUUCACUAUUGAUUAACGUCACAACUUCUGCUUCUGAGAGAAUUUCCUCUUCUGUUCAAAAGUAAGAAGGAUUUGGAGUGUUUAGGGAUAUCUAGUUAAAAGGGAAUUGAAGCGUUAGAUUGCAGAUUAAGAAAAGCAAGAUUAGAUUUAGUCUAAUUUUAGUGCUAAUGAUAUUUUUUAAAUAUUUCAAAAAUGAAUUAAGAAAUUUUUAACGAGACUACUUUAGGCAUAAAACUAAAUGCUAAGUAAUGAGUUUUAAAAUGUUCCAUUUUUAAAUUCUGAUAAAUUAAUUUAGAAUGUGUGAAAAAGUUUAUAAAAAUUUUGCCCUCUCAAAGAUGUCUUCAAAAACAAUUUUUUCGUGAUAAUUUUUAAGGGCAAUAUUGGAAAAAUAAAUUUAAAAAAAAAAAAACAGAAAAAGCUGUUCAUAAAAUAAGGAUUUUAUUUAUUUAUUUAUUAAUUUAUUUACUACACCACAGCUUUGUCUUCAGUUUCUAUUUUAUCUCAUGAGAUUUUUUUUUUUUUCUUUCAUUGUUACAUCUGUAUGUUUUAAGUCCAUGUCGGUUUUCAGUGUUUUGUUAAAGAUGACUUUGAAAAAAUAAACAGAAAAUUAGAUUUAAAACUUCUCAUAAUUUUUACUUUUUUAUCUUUGCAUAUUCUAGAAAUUUGUUCUAUAGAUUUCACUGAUGUUUAACAUAAUAUAACUAUUUUCUCUAUUCAGUUUGGUAGAUUGUACAGGAGACAUAAAGCCUAUAAAAAGCACAGUUGAUAUUUGAAAACAUAGUUUAUUGCAUCAGAAUAUAAGGAAAUGAUUGAAGGUUAUUGGGGGGGUUUUUUCAGUAAAUAUCUAAGAUCAUAUCUCUACUUUUAUAGCAACUAAUUUUUAGUUAAUUUGUAAAAAAUAAAUUAUGCUAAUGAUAUUUUUUACAAUCCAUGAUAAAUCUCUGAAGCUCAAGCUUAUCAUCUCAUAAUAUCUUGUUCUAUUUUACUCAGAUUAGCUUCUCUGAUAAACUUAAUUCAAAAUCUAUAUUAAUUUUAUUUCAAAGUAUUGUUUCAAAAAAACUGCAAACAAAAUUCUAUUUGAAUGUUGAAGGUAUUUUCGUCUUAAAUAUUUAUAAAGAAUACCUGUAAGUAAUAAUAAUAAUGGAACAUUUUAGAUUAAGUAAAACUCAAUAUUGCAUUCAUAAUUCAGAGCACAAAAUAUAAGGUAGAAAUUGCUUUUGAAAUUUUUCCUUCCUUCGUGUUACCUUCACCUGAUACAAGUGUUAGAAUAGGUUAAUAACUGGAAUUUUAUAUGACAUAUAAUGUCCCUAAGGUUAAAGGUAAGAAUGAUUUUGGUAAUAAAAACUUAACACUAUCCAUACCACAGACAUAUACCAGUUUCUCUUAUCUGUAGCUAUGAAAUCCUAUCUGGACAGUUAAAAGACAUACAUAAGUGUCUCUGGGAUUUCACAACAUAGCAAAAAAGGGAUGCAUUAAGCAUCUCUGGGAUUUUACAGCUGUCGGUGAGCAACGCUUAUACGCAUCACUGGGAUUUUGUUGCUAUUGACAUGAGAGGUUUAAAUGCGUCUGUUGUAUGGAUUGUGCAUGAGUUAAAGCAGAUUGUUGUAGGUUUAGCACAGAUAUCAAUACAGCUGUCUCUUCAAAUAGCUUCCAAUGAAUAUUUAGUCCUUCACAUUCUGGAUAUCCAAAAUAAUAUGCACAUUCCUCGUAAACAGAUUGGCUGGCUGAUGCCUUAUCUUCAUAAGAGAUUUGGCAACAACGAAACAGAGAUUUGAUUCUUCUUCCCUUCUCCCACCCCCCACACCUCGUUCUUUUCUCUUCAACCUAGAAGUUGAACAAAGAGAUGGUCGCUUAUAUCUCAUAGAUUUUGUUACCAUUUGCUCCAAGUUUCUGGUACUUCACCUUAUCAUAAACGGUCCUGUAGGUGAGUGUGCUGGGCUUCGAAGAAUGCACUCAAGAAGAUUGAUUUAUAGGGUCCAAAAAUCAAUUGGAAUAUUCAUGUUGAGUGGGCACCUCAUUUAUUUCUUAAUGUUGAUGGUGUUUGUUUGAACUCUAUUUUGUAGUAGGGGGUCCAAUUUGUAUGAGAUUAAAAGUGACAGCCCCUUUCUUCAACCUUCAGUCGUUAAGAUAACUGAAGAGGGAGAAAACAGAAGAUCCUUCAGGUUCUUUAACACUCUGUGUGAUGUUAUAUAUAUAAUAUAAAUAUAUAACAUUAUAUAUAUAUAUAUAUAUAUAUAUAUAUAUAUACACAGACACAUACUAGUUAGACAGCAAAAUGAGUAUUUCAGGUUUACAUGAUUGGUUUACAGAGGAGGAUGUAAUGCCUCUUGUCACAGCUGCCAUUGUAGCUGCUGUUGUAAUCAUGUAAUCCAUGAUGUUCUGAUAGAGCAGUGUUGUUGUGAAUGCAUGGUUCUCAUACACUGUAGAAUAUGAUUAACCUUGUCUUCCCAAUUUGGCUUACAAAAUGAGCCACCACGAAAUUCUUGGUUAGCAUACUAAUUGGCAUAUGAUAACUGAGUAAAUUUUUGGUAUACUGCAUGAAGUGAAGGGUUUAAAUUGCAUGGUUAUCAUAUUCAAGUGUUCAUGUGAUAACCAUGCAUUUUUUACAGGGCUGUUAAUAAAUGGUCAAGGGUGUGAAAACACCGCGGUAGGACAAUAUGCUAAGGGAGGUAAUCUAUCUCAAGGGAAUUAACUUGAGUUUAAGAUCACUGCUAUCUUAACAUCAAUUGAAAUAUAUUCAUUUACAACGUAUAUUUACUAAUCUUAUAUAUAUUUAUAUAUAUCCCGUUCUUUCCUUGUAAAAAGAAUUUACAAUGAUUUUCGAAGAAUAUUUAUUUAGAUAUUGAAUGGUUUAACCUAGAACAUAAACCUGUCUGAAGUUAACAUAGAAGAAGAAAAAAUUUAAAAAGCGAAUUCAGUCUCAAUACCCACAUGCAAAUUUAAUAAUAUAAUAACGAGAAAACAACAUAUUCCUGUACAAUACAGCAUCUUUCAUUUUAAAAUUUGCCUAUCCAGUAUUUCUAAUGACUGUCUUUAUUCAUUACCAGCUCAUUACCAGACCAAUUAAUGCAAUAAUUUCAAGUCUCACACAAAAUAACUAAAACAGAAAUUUUAAAGAUCUACUGCUCGAGAUUCACGUCUUUUGUAAAAAAAUAAAAACACAAAAAGAAACAAACGAAAUGAAACAAAUUUCACAAUUUUUUAUUGAGUUAUAUUUCACAAUUUCACUCCUUUCUGUUGAUACAUUGCAUUCACUUAAAAAUCAUCAUUCAUUGCGAAAGAAAUGAAAAAGAAUCAAUAUAUUUUUUUAAACAUUUAGUGUAGAAUAUGAAAUAUUGGGUAAACACUCUCUUUGUGUAUCUAUCUCUCAGUCCUUCUAUCUCUGUCUAUUUUAUUGUUAUAGAGCUUCUUGAAUGCCUUAUUUGAAACGAAGAUACGUUAGAUUGUUAAAUGUUGUUUUUUUUUAAAGUUACGCGAGUUAUUCAACCAUUACGUUUUAAAGUGAGACAAUUAAAUCUACCCGAGUACAUAACUGGCACUUUAUUUUUAUCGACCAUUGAAGAAGAAUGAAAGACAAACUCAGACGCCAGUCGAGAUUUUGAAUUCAGAAAUUAAAGGGACAUAACUAAGGCCUUUAUUUUGUCGUAAUGCAAUAGACUUUACUAUUUAACAGCCCAAUAAAUACAUAAACCCUUUUGAGAUUAAAUUUCUUAUGAAAUACACUUACUUACAUGUUUUAUUUAAUUUUCUAAAUGGUCGAGAAUUUGGAAUGGUUUUGUAAAAUAACUAUAAAUUCCCCAUUUUUAAGCUGGUGUUAGAAACAAAAAUUCUAACAGAAUACUUAUAUUAUAAACACUUUUAUAAUGCAAUUUGGUAUCACAGAACCAAGGGCAGUUUCAAGUGGGUUAACAUUAUAAAAGAGUUAACUUUCCUAUGCCAAAUAAAAAAUAAAAAUGGGGUUUAAUACUAAAUGAAUCAACAUCGAUGAAAUGAAAUUAAUCACAUACAAAUAUAGAAUAGAAUUUGUCUGAAAGUAUCAAAUAAAAUAUUUUCAGAUUUGUAUCAAGAUACAGUCCAUAAUAUUAGUCUGUUUAAUAUUAUGGACAAUUGUUAAUAAAAAAUGACUAUUUCUCCAUUUUGGAAUUCACAUAUGACCUCCAAGUCAAUGGGAAAUCAUCUUAUAUGCUUAUACAACCUACUAGAAAUAACUGCUAUGUAUCCCUCUCUUUCAAAUCGUACCUUGUACUAUCUUCAGUAAAGACAUAUUGUAUAAUAUAGUCCAGGAUACAAUAUGUCUGGAAAGAAUUAGACAGGAUGGUCGUGGUUGGAAUGUCUUCAAUCAUAGGUUUGUUUGAUGAAGCCUGGGCCAACUUGGAAUCCAACUACAAUAUGAAUUAUAUUUAAGUUAAUGACUUGUUUUUAUAAUUAUUUAAGUUUAAGUGACCAUCAGGUAUUUUUCUUAAGUUAACAGAAAGAAUAGGAAGUCAUCAUCAUCUGACGUCUGUUUUUUAUGUUGGCAUGGGUUAGACAGCUCAGCAGGGCUUGUUGCAGCCCUCUGCUCCACCAGCUCAUGUCAAACUAUCGAAUCAGUGCCAGAAUGGAAAACAGACAUUAAAUAAUGCUAACGAUGAUGAUGAUAAUGAUGACUUCAGUAUUUUCUGAUAAUUGAAGAAAAAUAUCUGGUGGUUGCUUUAAUAUUUAAUACUAACACAAAAAAAACAUUGAUUAUUUUACAAACAAGAGCUGAUCAUAAUGUAUUGUGGUUUUUAGCUAUGGUUCCUUUAUGCCUUUGAUUUUAAAAACCUACUGGGGUAGUGGAGCCAUGUGAGGGCUACUGUGAUAGAUACCAGUAACAUACUGAGAUCAAUAUAAUCAACUGUACUCCUUACUGUAGAAAUUAAUAACCAUCAACCAAAAUUAGAAAUCAUUAUUGCUAUAAUGAGAGUUUGUGUCAUGGGUGGGGAUUGGCAGAACUGUUAGCAUGUUAGAUUAAACUGCCUUGCAAUAUUUCUCCCAACUCUUUAUAUUCUGAGUUCAAAUCCUGCCAAAGUUGACUUUUGUUUUCAUCUUUUUUGUGGUCGAUCAAAUAAAGUAAUAAAUAGUCAGAUACCAGUAUUUGGAUGUAAUUGGCUAACACCCACCUUUCAGCAAAUUUCUGCUAACCUUGUGUCUAUGUUAGAAACAACUAUAAUAAAUGUUGUGGAUGACAGAACCAGUUAAGUAAUGGCAGAAAUAUCUUGUGUUAUUUUGUUAAGGCCAUUUGCAUUCUGCAUUUCAGAGCUGCUCAGAUCAUCUUUGCCUUCUAUCCUCACAUGACAGGAAAGUGGCGUUUAUGAUGAAAUAAACACCAGGUAAAUUACAUCAGGGGGACAUCGAUUUAUUUGACUACAACAACCUUUCACAAAUCCAUGGCUUUGUACCAGUGGUAGAAAUUGGGAUUAUAAUUACAGGCCCCACCACCACCACCAUCACUGUCAUGGAAGCAUGUCAUUUCUGAAAAAUCUUCCUACAAUGUAAGAAUUUCAUAACACAGAAAUUCCUUUCCUAUUGAUGGCAAAAUCUUCAGGAAUGUUAUGCUUCUGUAACAUGGGUGGAUGUUUCUACACAUAUUCCCAAUCGAGUGUGCAAAGUUUAUCAUCAGAUGUCAUAUAUCAGUGCCAAAUCAUUAUUAUUAUUAUUAUUAUUAUUAUUAUUAUUAUUAUUAUUAUUAAAUUCUGAGUUCAAAUUCUGCCAAGGUUGACUUGAUCUUUCAUCUCUUCAGGGUCGAUAAAAGAAGUACCCGUUGAACACUGGGGUCAUUGUAAUCAAUUUACCCACUCCCCUGAAAUUGCUGGCCUUGUGCCAAAAUUUUAAACCAUUAUUAUUAUUAUUACUAUUAUUAUUAUUAUUUAGGCAGUGAGUUGGCAGAGUCGUUUGCAUAUCAGACAAAAUGCUUAACAGCAUUUCUUCUGGUGCAUUAUGUUAUGAGUUCAAAUUCCACCAAGGACAACUUUGCCUUUUAUCCUUUUAGGGUCAAUAAAAUAAAGUACCAGCUGAGCACUGGGGUCGGUGAAAUCAACUUACCCCUGCUGCUAAAAAAAUGCUGAUCUUGUGCCAAAAUUUGAAACAAAUUAUUAUUAUUAUUAUCAUUAUUAUUAUUAUUGGAGCUGCAUUAAAGAAUAGUUCAGAAAAGGUUACAAUACAAAUCGAAAACAGAGAAGAUAACCCAAUAUUUCUAGAAGCCACCACCACCACCACCAAUUCUUCCUCCUCUCUUCAGUGAACCAAACUAAUGGGUAACAUUAAAAUGGCACUAAAAAUAAUUUAUCUGUGGCAAUAACUUAAACACUACAAACCUCUGUUCAGUUUCCCUAUUUUGGUUGUUGUUUCUGUUUGUUUGGCUGUUAAUAUUUAAAAAAAAAAUUCUUUUUUUUUAAAUUGCAUCUUAUUUAAUUUAAAUUUCUGCUGUAUUUUUUUACCCUUUUGUUACUUUUUUAUAUGAUGUUUUGUUUUUUUAUUCUUUAAAUCUUGUGUUUAUGUUGCCUCUGUUUGUUAUUGAUUAUGAAACAAAAAGAGCAACCCUAUAUUUUUUUCAUUGUUGUUGUUGUUUUCACACCCCCCUAAACCCCUUCACAAAAAUUAAAAUAAAACUUUUGUAAAGUAAUGAAUAAAUAAAUAAAACCCUA